Molecule: messenger RNA, 2093 nt
Organism: Seriola aureovittata
Lineage: Eukaryota; Metazoa; Chordata; Actinopteri; Carangiformes; Carangidae
Gene: tmem129
Product: transmembrane protein 129, E3 ubiquitin protein ligase
Exons: 7
Coding region: 20-1120 (366 amino acids)
Biological process (GO): protein ubiquitination
Cellular component (GO): membrane; endoplasmic reticulum
Molecular function (GO): ubiquitin protein ligase activity
Source: RefSeq, a predicted model, not a curated record
UACUAAGACCAGAUCCAGGAUGGAGAGUCCGGAGCUCAGCUUCACUUUGGCCUACGUCGUCUUCUGUCUGUGCUUCGUGUUCACGCCCACCGAGUUCCGCUCGGCCGGUCUGACCGUCCAGAACCUCUUCUCGUCCUGGCUGGGCAGCGAGGACGUGGGCUUCAUCCAGUACCAUGUCCGGAGGACCAGUGUCACCGUGCUGGUCCACUCCGCACUGCCUCUAGGUUACUACAUGGGGAUGUGUAUUGCUGCUCCAGAGAAGAAGCUGGGCUACGUUCACCAGGUGAGCGACAGCUGGAGAGCGUUUCUGCUCCUAUCCCUCUGCCUCCAGCUGAUCAGCUGGACACUCGUCAUCUACUGGUCCCGCCAUCACUGGCACAACCAUCCAAUCAGCCGGGCCCUGCAGGCCCAUGUACAGCCCCCUCACUCCGGCUGGGGCUCUGUGGCAGUCAGUGUCAACACUGAGUUCAGGCGCAUAGAUAAGUUUGCUACAGGGGCCCCAGGAGCCAGAGUCAUCAUCACUGACAGCUGGGUGCUAAAGGUGACCACCUAUCACGUCCACAUGGCCUUACAGAAUGACUGUCAUGUGACAGUGACAGAGUCCAGGCAGCACCAGCUGAGUCCAGACUCGGCCUCCCCUGCACAGAUCCUGACCCUGAGAGUGGAGAGCAUCAACCCGGCUGUCGGACCCUUUUGUAUCAGGCUGCACUCUACAGAGUACGCAGAGCUCAGGGAGAAGCUCCACGCUCCCAUCAGAAACUCUGCCAACGUGGUGAUCCACCAAACCAUUAGUGAGCUUUUCCUGGAGACAUUCAGAGCUCAGGUGGACCUCAACCAGCCAUACACACUCCCUAGUGGACAGGAGAUCGAGCCCUGUAUUGGCUGCAUGCAGGUCCCAGCAAGCACCAAGCUGGUUAGACUCUGCCACACAGAAGGAGCUGAUAUGGAGUCAGAUUGCCAGGAGUGUUUCUGCAGACCCAUGUGGUGUUUGUCCUGUUUGGGUCGAUGGUUCGCUAGCCGCCAAGACCAGCAAAGACCCGAGACCUGGCUGUCCAGCAGAGUCCCCUGCCCCACCUGUAGAGCCAGAUUCUGUAUACUAGAUGUCUGUGUGGUUCGCUGAGAACACACACACACACACACACACACACACACACACACACACACAUACACACGGAUCCAAACUGAGUUUUUCCUCUGGAAAUAAAGUGGAGCUGUGUUUUUACACAACAGAGAAGUGGACUGGACUGAUCUGAGCUCAGUGAUGUACCUGCUUUUUUCUCUGCUUUCAAUAAGGAGCGAUCAUGUAGAGGAAUAAUGUACAACAUCUGGUUUGACUCUCAGCAUGGUGUAAAGUGCAAUGGUUUUUGGGAUAUAUAUUUGUGUGAUGUCUGAUAAGAGGAUUUGUUUGUUUACUUAGUGAUAAUGUUGAUUUUCUAUUUAAAAUUCAUUUUCUUUGUAUGAACUCUCUUUAAUAUUUCCAGUAACACUCAACAUGUAAGAGUGUCCUCCAGCCGUGUAGUUGGAAAAGAAAAUAUGAAGCAAAGUGAAAUCAAAAACAACCAAAUGGACAAAAAUCUGCAGCUUAGAAAAGCUACAGUACAAAGGCAGUUUAGUCGAUGUCAGCUUCAUUAUUCAUUCACACACCAGGACAGUGGAAGAAAUUGUGCUUCUCUUUUCUUAAUGAUGCAUAUUAAAAAUAUAACAUUGAUAUAUUGAUAACAUGACCAGUGUUAUAUAAUGUGAAGGUGCGUGCUCUUAAAUAUGACUCCUCUAUUCUUCAUCAGUAGGAGUGAGAGUCCAGGAUGAUAACCUGUACUAUGAAGCUGUUUAUCACCUGGCUCAGUUAACUCUGAGUUCACCUGUCCAGGUACGAGCUGGUUCAUGUGAAAGAGGCAGAGUUGUUAAUUAUAAGUCACAUCGUCUGAACCAUGAAUAAAGUAUUAAUAUGAUAUGAGAAGAAACACUGAUACCUGCAGGUGAAUUCAGUUAUAGUGACGUCAUGAAGUGGAAUUCAACAAGGUGAAAUGUAAACGAUGAUCGCAUCACUAGAAUUUUCAAAAAUCUAUUUCUAAAUAUAAUUUCUAUUAAAGUCA